AAAAAAAAAGCUUAGAAGAUCAAAUUCUUGACACGUUGCUUUUACUGUGUAAGUCAUAUUCUCACCGUACCAACUUGUUCACAAACACGGAUUCCUUUUCCUUUUCCUUUUUCUGGUUUCCUCUGAAACUUUCCUGAAAAUCUCCAUUUUUUUUUCCGUUCCAUUUUGUCUUCUGUUCUUAUUGCUCCUACUCGUUUUGGGUGCUCUUUCCUCCAAGAUUUAGUUCUGGGUGUUGUGUGUUUUUGCUUCAUUCGUUCUGGGAAUUGGGAAUCUUAUCUGGUCGUUUGAUAAAAGUAAGUUUGUCUUUCAAUUCAAUGUGGGUCUAAAGGUCGAAUAUAGACCACCAAGUAUGUUCCCUGGUCCAGUUAAGUACAAGUACAGCGAGCACCGACGCCAAACCAAGAUGUUUGGGCCGGCUCCGGCUCCGGCUGCUGGGUUUUCCGGCAAGAGAAAGUCGCCGGAGGUCAAUGGUGGUUUGCCUAGAGUUGUACGGAUUUCCGUCACUGACGAUGAUGCUACGGAUUCCUCCGGUGACGAAGGAGAGCCCGAGCCCUCCGGUGGGCGGCGGAGAGUGAAGAAGUACGUGAAUGAAGUGACGAUUGAGCGGUGUGGACGAGAUAGCUACGGAAACGACGGCGUUUUGAAGAGGCGGAAGAUGGCGCCGGCGCCGGAGCCGGAAAGCCGGUUGAAGAAGAAGAAGAUGGUUAACAAUGUGCGGAAGUAUCGGGGCGUGAGGCAACGGCCGUGGGGCAAAUGGGCGGCGGAGAUAAGAGAUCCACUGAGACGCGUACGGCUGUGGUUGGGCACGUACGAUACUGCCGAAGAAGCCGCUAUGGUUUACGACAACGCGGCAAUUCAGUUGCGUGGCCCUCACGCGCUCACCAACUUCUCCGUCCCUUCCACACCCGCUAGCCUCGUCGACAACCACCGCAAGCCGGAAUCUCCGUCCCUCUCCGGCUACAACUCCGGCGAGGAAUCUCACGCCAGCCGCCGCUCUCCCAACUCCGUUUUCCUCUUCAACUCCGAAGCAGAUUCCGAGCCUAUAUUCGCCCAUCCAGACGACGUCGUCAUCUCGGAAAAUUUCUCAAGCUUCUCGCCUUUUCCGGAUCACUGGUUCGAGAACCCGGUCCAGGAACCCGGUUUAUUCCACGAACCGGGUUUCCCAGACGAAAUUUUCGAAGAAAGCUGCUCUGAGAUGUUCAUCGGGUCAAGUCAUAAUUUCGGACUCGGGUCAUCCACCAUCCCCGCGGACGAUUACUUCCAAGAUUUCGAAGACGUAUUCGGGUCGGAUCCCCUGGUCGCCCUUUGAGAUUCCAAAUCUCCCUGGUUUAGAUACUCUAGAGUCUAGACAUUAUGGUUAAUAUAAAUCAGUUUUGUUAAUUAGGGGUUAAGUACGAUGUAGUAGUAAUUAGUAAAUAGUAAGCAAGUCCGUUAAAUUAACGGUGACGGGCUUUGGAGAGUAAACAUGUUGGUUUUGUGUUUCGUGCUUGACUCAUUACCAGUGGUUAGGCUGCUGUUUGAGAUUGAGGCACGUGCACGAAACACGUGACCUUUGGAGUUAUAGAGUAGGUGAAUGGGCGAAAUGGACUGAAUACGUUUACGUAUGCGUGAGCUGUCACGUGCUCGACAAAAAACAUAUCAUUUCCUGUCGGAUGGUAGGAAAUUCAGUAAAAACCAAAAAAAAAUUCGACAGGUGUUUCGUAUACGCUCAGAAAAUAAUAAAUGUGUUUUGGCUA
Molecule: messenger RNA, 1736 nt
Organism: Ipomoea triloba (trilobed morning glory)
Lineage: Eukaryota; Viridiplantae; Streptophyta; Magnoliopsida; Solanales; Convolvulaceae
Product: ethylene-responsive transcription factor CRF2-like
Exons: 1
Coding region: 350-1309 (319 amino acids)
Biological process (GO): regulation of DNA-templated transcription
Molecular function (GO): DNA binding; DNA-binding transcription factor activity
Source: RefSeq, a predicted model, not a curated record